UUCGACUCUCACACUCUCCUCACAAGAUGCGCAGGUCCGACCAGCGCGAUAGUUACGAAUUGAAUGACAAUCUCACUGUCCAAGACACCCUGCCGACGAUGCCAUAGUCAGCCAGGCUUUUCCGGAAGGUGGCCGCGAGGCAUGGUCAUGUCUUUAGGCUCGUUCCUUCUGAUGUUUGGCUCUUUCAGCUUUCAGGCUUCCGUCGGAACAAUACAGGACUACAUCAGCACCCAUCAACUGUCCGAUUACAGCGUUCGCGAUGUGGGUUGGAUAACAGCAGUACUCGUGUUCCUGACUCUCUUCCUUGGUUUCAAUCCGUACCACUGUUUGAUCGUUAUGGACCGCGCUUGUUACUGAUUGGUGGCUCAUUGGCUAGCUUUGCUUCCUACGUGUUGCUGGCGCAGUGCUCUAAGUACUGGCAUUUUACCUUCGUGAUGUGACGUCCUUCCUCAGGUUCCACUGUGUCGAAACUGGUAAGGUAUAUAAGAUAUCUAAGAGCUGUUAGCAUGAGCAGCCACUUGAGUAAGGUUUCGAGGACGUACAGCACGUCAUUCUCCUUAUCAUAGCGGAAAAGUUUGGAUCCUGGUCGGAUAAAAGGAAUCCCUCCUGGU
Messenger RNA from Aspergillus glaucus CBS 516.65, 611 nucleotides. RefSeq lists its product as uncharacterized. The coding region runs from base 142 to 357 and encodes 71 amino acids. Lineage: Eukaryota; Fungi; Ascomycota; Eurotiomycetes; Eurotiales; Aspergillaceae. The transcript is spliced from 2 exons. The record is from RefSeq and is a predicted model, not a curated record.